AUGCUACAGAUGCGCGACGCAAUGUCAGCCUUUGUCCUCCUUCAGGCCCCUCUCGUAGGCCCUCUUGCCACGUCGGCAUCGGCAACCGCACACGUUUGGCUCAUUCCAUUUGCCCACUUAUCCGCCCGGAAGGCUUUCGUGGUCGUCAAUGCAAGGCAAGUGCGGCCAUCCCUCAAGCCCAUUUUCCAGUGGACCCCCAAUUUUACGCAUGACCGGCUGGUCGACGGGGCUAGCGCCAUAAUUGCUGCCGUAAUGGGUCUCCAGAUGAACCGGGUUCAAAGUUCACGGCCAUCAUUAGCCAAGCUUGCUCAUACAUUCCUCUGCACAAAAGCGCCAGAUCAGCUGACACGCUCAUAUGACCAGAGGACAAAGGACGAUUGUUGA
Protopolystoma xenopodis is the source of this 384-nucleotide messenger RNA. The record is from the annotation of a GenBank genome assembly. Lineage: Eukaryota; Metazoa; Platyhelminthes; Monogenea; Polystomatidea; Polystomatidae.